CCAGGGAAUAUGGCAAAAUGUGUAGAACUGCGGGAAAUGUCGUUUAAUGUCAUUUUAAUACAAGUUCUCUCUGCCCUUAAUACAAUUAUGUGACUUAGUAGACUUUCAUAAGCAGAGCGACUGUGAGAACAAACAUUUUCAUACUUCACAUUCUCAUGCUGGCCCUGAUGGAUAUUGAACCCACGACCCUUCAAUUUCAAAGACCAUUCUCUGCCAAAUGGAACCCUAGAGCAAGACAAAAGUUUUGUUGGUGGCGCCCCCAACCAAACCUUGCCUAGGGCCCCGAAAAGGCUAGGUCAGACCCUGAGCUUGUUUGAAUGUGUAUUAUUACGAGUUCACUGGUAGCCUAUCGGUGACUACAGUAUGUGUCUCGUUCAACUUUAUACUGGUGUACUCAACUAACCACGGAGAGCUGAGAGUGUCUGUUGUUUUCAUAAUUCUUUGGUGAGUUUUGACAAAGUGGGAAGCGUGAACUUAAACCAAACUUCUCAGUGGAGCCCAGCUGUGUGACGUCGAGUGUUGAGGGCGGACACUGCUUUAUAUAAAGCCCCGCACGACGGUAGCGCUCCAUGACAACAGAUCGGUCUCUCAUCGUGCCGAGGGAUGGAUAUACUCAGGAGUAUCGCUCACCAACCCACCAGUAACGCCAAAAUGUGUGAACAGUCAGUGAACAAGCCCUACGAGACCAAGAGCAAGAAAUCCGAUGAGCAAAUUCAUGCCAUACAGGAGAUGUCUCGGAUUAUAACAGAUCCUACGACCGGGAAAUGCUAUUGCCGAGGAAAAGUUCUGGGCAAGGGAGGAUUUGCCAAAUGUUACGAAUUCACAGAUUUGGCAUCAGGCAAAGUGUACGCUGCAAAGAUCAUUCCUCACACUCGGGUCUCUAAACCGCACCAAAGGGAAAAGAUUGAUAGAGAGAUUGAGCUGCACAGAGUUCUUCACCAUAAGCACAUUGUGCACUUCUACCACCACUUCGAGGACAAAGACAACAUUUACAUUCUAUUGGAAUACUGCAGUCGACGAUCGCUGGCCCACAUCCUGAAGGCUAGAAAAGUACUGACCGAGCCCGAGGUGAGGUACUUCCUCCGACAGAUCGUUUCUGGGCUGAGGUACCUCCACGAACAGGAGAUCCUGCACAGAGACCUGAAGCUAGGUAACUUUUUUAUCAACGAAUCCAUGGAGUUGAAGGUGGGGGACUUCGGUCUGGCUGCCAAGCUGGAGCCCGUGGAGAACCGCCGAAGGACGAUAUGCGGCACGCCCAACUACCUGUCCCCCGAGGUGCUCAACAAGCAGGGCCACGGCUGCGAGUCGGACGUCUGGGCGCUGGGAUGUGUCAUGUACACCAUGCUCCUUGGCAGACCCCCGUUUGAGACCACCAACCUGAAGGAGACGUACCGGUGUAUCCGAGAGGCGCGCUACUCGCUGCCCUCCUCGCUGACGUCCCCUGCCAAGCAGCUGAUCAGCAGCAUGCUGGCCAAGAGUCCUGCCGAUAGACCUCACCUGGAGGACAUCCUCAGACAUGACUUCGUCACACAGGGGUUCACCCCAGACAAGCUGUCAGCCAGCUGCUGUCACACGGCCCCAGACCUCAACCACGCCAGCCCCGCCAAGAGCUUCUUCAAGAAGGCUGCGGCCGCCCUGUUCGGAGGCAGCAAGAAGGACAAAGCCAAGUACUUGGAGACUUUGAACAGAGUGGCCAAAGAGGAAGAAGAGCUCACCCGGCUGACGAACGACCUGAGGAAGACUUCGGUCAGCCAGCCUCUAUUCAGACAGUCCUCUGAGGGCAGCAGCAAGCCCCCGUUGGGUCCUGCGUUGGUCCGGCCGGCGCCGUCUGGCGGGGAAGCCGUCAACAGCGCCAGCAAACAGCAGCAGCUGAGGGACACUAUCCGUCUGAUCGUCAGGGGCACCCUGGGCAGCUGUAGCAGCAGUAGCGAGUGUCUCGAGGACAGUACCAUGGGCAGUGUGGCGGACACUGUGGCCCGAGUCCUGAGGGGCUGUCUGGAGAACAUGCCGGAAGCUAACGACCUUCCCAAAGAGAAUAUGGGCUGCAGCUUCCAGUGGGUGACCAAAUGGGUGGAUUACUCAAACAAGUAUGGCUUUGGCUACCAACUGUCGGAUCAUAUCGUGGGAGUCCUCUUCAACAACGGCACUCACAUGAGCCUGCUUGCAGACAAGAAGACCGUUCACUACUACCCUGAGCUCGGCCAGUGUUCAGUGUUCUCCACCGGCGACGCCCCCGAGCCCUUCAUUGGUCAAGUCACCAUUCUGAAAUACUUCGCCCAUUACAUGGAGGAGAACCUGAUGGAUGGCGGCGACCUUCCCAAUGUGACAGACACCCGGAAGCCCCGCCUCUAUCUGCUGCAGUGGCUCAAGUCGGACCGGGCCCUCAUGAUGCUCUUCAACGACGGCACCUUCCAGGUGAACUUCUACCACGACCACACUAAGCUGAUCCUGUGCAGCCAGAGCGAGGAGUACCUGCUCACCUACAUCAACGAGGAGCGCGUCUCCACCACCCUGCGCCUGAGCACCCUGCUGAUGACCGGCUGCAGCGCUGACCUGCGCAGUCGCAUGAAGUACGCACUCAACAUGCUGCUGCAGAGGUGCAACUGAACGCCCAGGACAGCGGUCGCUCUGGGGUUUCCAUGAGCGUUUGGGUGACAAGAGACCCGGGAUUGGUUUAACGGGAGCGGGGCUCGUUGAUUGACCGGCGUACUGGGCAAUCCCAGAGUGACGUGGACAUGGCUUUGCUGGGAGGCUGUGGCAGUAUGUACGGGAUGGAAUGGAGGUAGAAUGGACUAAUCCCUUCAUGUAAACGAUAAGAGAAAAGGCUGGGUUGAAAAGAUAAGAAUAUACUGGGCUGGAUCCCGAUGUUACAUUACAAAAAGGAACUGAAACACUAGUGUUUUUUAAUGGACAAUCUUUCUGUGUUGAAGCAGAACUGUGUGUUGGUUGUUAAAGAUGCACAGUGGAUUUCUUUGAAUAAAUUCACGCGGUAGUUUAGUGUGGUACUCAAAAUGGGGUCCCUCUGUGUACUGAAUCCUUCAACAGUUUAUUAUGUCUCCCACUCCAUUCUUUUUUCUUUUUUUUUGGCGGGAGAUUUUAUAUGAAAUGUUACAAACAGAAUUCGUAACAUACCACACAAGUCUGUUGUGCUCAAGAUCCCACAGUGCAUCUUUAAAGGACGCCUUCAACAGGAUAGGGUUGGAUUGUGUAGCUCUCCAUAGAGUGGAGCAUUAAAAUGUGACUGAAAACGUUCCACAGCGAUUGGUGGGGAGUGGCCUUUUAUUCAUUUGCUAAGCCAAUCGCUUGGCUCAACCAUACCUGACUGUGACAUCAUCAAAGGUAGAAAAUGCCAGAGGAACUUCCAAGGACAUUUCACUCACCACAACGUGUAUGAAUAGGGUAACUUAUUACAUGGUGCGGUAUUUAUUUAUUUAAUAAAUAAGUCAUCUUUGUAUAUAA
Molecule: messenger RNA, 3459 nt
Organism: Esox lucius (northern pike)
Lineage: Eukaryota; Metazoa; Chordata; Actinopteri; Esociformes; Esocidae
Product: serine/threonine-protein kinase PLK2
Exons: 12
Coding region: 604-2607 (667 amino acids)
Biological process (GO): protein phosphorylation; regulation of cytokinesis; mitotic cell cycle
Cellular component (GO): spindle pole; cytoplasm; nucleus
Molecular function (GO): protein binding; protein serine/threonine kinase activity; ATP binding
Source: RefSeq, a predicted model, not a curated record